AUGAAAAGUGGAAACAUGAAUCACUAUCACGCUUCAACAAGAAAUUUUCACAACGAAAAAGAAAACAAACAAAGCGACGUAAACAAUGCGACAGGAAAAAGUCGUCAAGUAGUGGAAAACUUGAAUCAUCUUUUAAACGGUUCUGUUGUUGAUACAAUCUUGUCCGAUCUAAUUCCUUUCUCGCAUCAAACGAGUUUGGAUGUUUUUUUGCUAAGUAAUAGCGUCUAAAGCUUGGAAAAUUUUCUGUUUUACUUGACAAUUUACACACUAACGCAAUCAAUCUUCCGAAUCAAGCAGCCUCUAGAAAUAAUAAAUCAAUAAAGAGAAAUGGAUUACAAUUAAUCACAGUGAAAUGGAAAUCAAACUCAAAUCAAUAAAAAUCAGC
This is a messenger RNA of Clunio marinus, 385 nucleotides long. Lineage: Eukaryota; Metazoa; Arthropoda; Insecta; Diptera; Chironomidae. The record is from the annotation of a GenBank genome assembly.